Zymoseptoria tritici IPO323 is the source of this 2082-nucleotide messenger RNA. RefSeq lists its product as uncharacterized. The transcript has 3 exons. Bases 1 to 2082 code for a protein of 693 amino acids. Lineage: Eukaryota; Fungi; Ascomycota; Dothideomycetes; Mycosphaerellales; Mycosphaerellaceae. Gene Ontology annotation, molecular function: calcium ion binding; superoxide-generating NAD(P)H oxidase activity. The record is from RefSeq and is a predicted model, not a curated record. Gene Ontology annotation, biological process: defense response; superoxide anion generation. Gene Ontology annotation, cellular component: NADPH oxidase complex; plasma membrane.
AUGGAGAGCCUCGAGCCAGUCAUCGACGAUGACUACGUUCCUUUGAGCGACGACGAGAUCAACAAGUUCUUCGACGAGCUCGAUCUCGACAAAGAUGGCUCAGUCACAUUCGAAGAAAUGGAGCAAAAGCUACACGAUGUCCACGAGGAGCUCGCACCCGAGCCACAGAAACACCACCUUCUCCAUCCCGAGCGUCGCGAUGCGGAGAAGGGCACGGGUCACAAAGGAGACGGACUGCACGCUUUCCUAUGCCACAUCAUGCCGGAAUGCAGCACGCGACUCAAUAGGGACGAGUUUGUCAAGCAUGUCCGAUCAUGGGGAGUUCCGAGCCAGAAGGGAGCUCAAGAUGCGCACAAGGAAGAUGUGGAACAGGAGAAGAAGCUGCCCUUCCGGAGACGACUGAGAGCGUACUGGGCUGUACAUGGUCCGAACAUUCUCUUCAUUGCCUUCGUCGUGGCCUGCAUGAUUGGCAUUGGUCUGUGGCAGAUGAUCAUCUACAUUAAGAACCCUGGUGCGAGGGCAGCCUUGGGUUGGGGUGUGAUUCUGGCCAAGGCAGCUGCUGGUGUGCUGUACCCGACAUUGGUGUUCAUGCUCUUGAGUAUGAGCCGACAUCUCUCGACGUUCCUGCGAAGAAGCUGGCUCGUCAGCAAGGUCAUCAACUGGGAUCUGAGCCAGAGAUUCCACAUCAUCAUGAGCUGUUGCGGACUUUUCUUCGCGACACUGCAUGCCAUCGGCCACUUGACUGGUUCUUUUCUGUAUGGCUCCCGACCAGCGCAACAGGAUGAUUUGGCAGCAUACUUUGGCCCGGAAAUCGUGCCGCGUUACUACAUCGACUAUGUACGCUCUCUGCCAGGAUGGAGCGGACUGACCUCUCUCGGGCUAUUCUGGGUUAUCAGCUUGAUGAGCAUGCCGUACUUCCGCAAGAAGAACUACGAGAUCUUCCAGUUGGCUCAUUUGCUCAUGUUCCCUUUGAUCGGUCUCCUCUGCGCCCACGGCACCGCUAAACUGCUCCAAGCACCAAUGCUAGGAUAUUGGCUCGCUUUCCCUGCACUGCUGGUGAUCUUUGAGCGAAGCUGGCGAUUCAUUAGAGGCUUCAUUCGACUGCCGGCGAAGAUGAGAAUCCUGGACGAUGAUACUGUGGUCAUCAAGUGCAGACAUCCGAAGGGGAAGGACUGGAAGUACUCUGCUGGUCAGUACAUCUUGCUUCAGGUACCGAAGAUCUCGCUCUUCCAAUGGCAUCCUUUCACCAUAUCGAGUUGCCGUGGACCCGAGUUGCAAGUCCACAUCAAGAUGGAAGGCGGCUGGACGAAGAAACUCCGCGACCUUCCCGAGGGCGAAGAAAUCCAUAUCGGCAUCGACGGACCAUUCGGCGCUCCAGCGCAGAGAUUCUACGACUACGACUACUCCAUCAUUGUUGGUGGUGGUAUCGGCAUCACUCCCUUUUCCGCCAUCCUCACCGAUCUUGAAGAAAGCUACACGGACCAGACCGAUCCAUGGGACCGCCGCCGCUCAAGAUCGAUGUCCCGCCUCAGCACGCCUGUCGCUGAGAAUCCGCCAAUGGUCAACACCGACUCUACUACCAAGUUCGAAAUCUCCAAACCCAAGCACAUUAGCAAUCCCGACCGCCGUGUGGACUUCCACUGGUCCGUGCGAGAGAAGAACAAUCUCCUCUGGUUUUCUGACCUCCUCAAUCGUGCGAUCGUCAAUGCCGAACCACUUGCGAAGCAGGGUAAACUCGACCUGAACAUCAACACGCACAUCACGGCCAAGAGGAAGAACCUGUCGACACACGUGUUCAGGUACAUCCUCGAUGGGUACCGCACGAAAGCCUCGCCGUACUCAGCUUUGACCGGAUUAAAGUCGCGUUCGCAUUUCGGACGCCCGGACUUUGAGAAGAUUCUGGAGCAGCACUACGAGGAUCUGGUGGCUGACGGAGUCAAGGAGAAGAAAGUGGGAGUCUUUUAUUGCGGCACUCCGAUUGUUGGAGAGAUCUUGUCCGAUGCGUGUCAUGAACUGACAGCGAGGGCGAGACACGAGGGUCUCAAGAUCCGGUAUGAUUUCUUGAUGGAAGUCUUUGGGUAG